AUGUCACUACUUAAUGUGAUCGUAUUUUUACUGAUAGUCUCAGCUGUUGUGGUUGAUAGUCGAGCACGCCGUAAACGACGUCAAGCAUCAAUGUCAAGCUCUUAUUUCGGAGCAUAUGGAUUAGGCUCUUAUCCAAAUGUGGGUUAUGGACUAGGCUUUAUUGGCUCAGGUACGAAUAAUCUUAUAGGAAAUAAUUGGUAUCCAUUAGGUAAUAAUUGGUAUAUACCAAAUAAUCAAGCAUAUCCAUACAAUUCCCAAUUCGGCUACAAUCCACAACCGUAUCCAUAUCCAUUAAACUAUGGCUAUCAAAAUUCUCCUAGUGCUUUUGGAACUGGACAAUAUGGAACUUCAGAGUUUCAGAAUCAAAUUCGACCUCAACUCCUAGCGUAUAUUGGUCAAUCUUAUGUGCCAUCAAAUGAUUGGUUGCCGUUGCCUGGAGUCAAUCGUCAUAGACAAUUAUUCAAAAGAGCUAUGGCUACUAACAUGAAUGAUAAUCGUGCUCCUUUCGUUCGCAAAUAA
Rotaria sp. Silwood2 is the source of this 519-nucleotide messenger RNA. Lineage: Eukaryota; Metazoa; Rotifera; Eurotatoria; Philodinida; Philodinidae. The record is from the annotation of a GenBank genome assembly.